Molecule: messenger RNA, 261 nt
Organism: Oldenlandia corymbosa var. corymbosa
Lineage: Eukaryota; Viridiplantae; Streptophyta; Magnoliopsida; Gentianales; Rubiaceae
Source: the annotation of a GenBank genome assembly
AUGGAAUGGACCCUGUCAGCUCUGUUGAACAAUCAGGCCUGUCUAAAGACAGCCCAGAAAGAAAUCGACACCAUAACCGGAUUCGAAAGAAUGAUAAACGACUCAGAUUUGGGUCACCUCCCAUAUCUUCAGGGGGUUAUAAACGAAACACUUCGGAUGUACCCAGUGGCACCUCUUCUAGUCCCCCGCGAAUCAUCGGAAGACUGCAUUGUCGGAGGUUAUCGGGUUCCUAAAGGAUCCAUGCUAGUCGUGAACAUAUAG